Messenger RNA from Pyrenophora tritici-repentis Pt-1C-BFP, 1095 nucleotides. RefSeq lists its product as uncharacterized. The record is from RefSeq and is a predicted model, not a curated record. Gene Ontology annotation, cellular component: cytoplasm. NCBI's taxonomy places the organism in Eukaryota, Fungi, Ascomycota, Dothideomycetes, Pleosporales, Pleosporaceae. Gene Ontology annotation, molecular function: alpha-galactosidase activity. Gene Ontology annotation, biological process: oligosaccharide metabolic process; glycoside catabolic process.
AUGUUGAAGUACGACAGCUGCUACCACUUGGGUCGUGUUGGUACACCUUCUGUAUCUUUCAACCGCUUCAAAGCAAUGUCAGAUGCCUUGAAAGCGACGGGACGAAACAUUCUGCUCAAUCUGUGUAAUUGGGGAGAGGAUCUAGUCCACACAUGGGGAAUGUCAAUUUCCAACUCCUGGCGUAUCACAGGAGACAUCUACGAUUCAUUCACACGCCCAGAUGAUCUCUGCGGCUGCAACAGCGUUUCGCCAGGCGACGUCAACUGCAUCGCACCCGGCACACACUGCUCCGUCCUCUUCAUCCUGAACAAAGUUGCCCCCUUUGCCGACCGCAGCAUCCCCGGUGGAUGGAGCGAUCUCGAUAUGCUCGAGGUAGGACAAGGCGGCAUGACAGACGAAGAAUACAAAGCGCAUUUCGCCCUCUGGGCCGCCCUCAAAUCGCCCUUGUUCCUCGGAAACGAUCUACGCGCCAUGCCCGCCUCCGCACUAACCAUCAUCAACAACCCCGCCAUCAUUGCACUCAGCCAAGACCCCCACGGACGCAGCGUAACCCGCGUACGACGCGAUACAGCGGGCGUAGCAAAAGAUAAAUGGGGCGUUGGCGAAACGCACGUCUGGGCCGGCCACCUCCACAACGGCGACGAAGCCGUCAUCCUGCUCAACGCCGGUGGCGAAGACACGCAAAUGAACGUCUCCCUCGCUGAAAUCUUCAUCCCAUAUGGAUCCGGGGGAUCCGCUCCACACGUCAAGUACGACUGGGCCAUCCAUGAUCUCUGGGCCCAUCGCAUGUUCGACGCCACCGCAGAAGCACUGCUCGCCGCGGCAGACGACGACAGUCAAAGAGCGUCCAUCUUGGCGAAAGCUAAUUGGUAUAAUGCGACGGAGGUGCCGUAUGCGAAAGGUCUGGCGCAAGGGGAUGGGCGAUUGUUUGGCGAAAAGAUUGGUGUGGUUGGUGCGGGGGGUGUUCUUAAAGCGGACGUGAAGAGUCAUGCUGCGAGGGUGUUCCGUUUGAGGAGGAUUGCGGAAGAGGGGGAUGCGUUUGAGGCGAAGAGCAUUUCGAGAGAGGAUGGUGUUGACGAGAAGGAUGAGUUGUAG